Linum trigynum is the source of this 1804-nucleotide messenger RNA. The record is from the annotation of a GenBank genome assembly. Lineage: Eukaryota; Viridiplantae; Streptophyta; Magnoliopsida; Malpighiales; Linaceae.
CUGGGCUGGGCUGGGCCGGGCCAGCAGCCCGAUGUAUUGGACUAGUGGAGCGGGAGAAGUGAUUGUUUCCUUUUCACUUUUCCGCAGCAAGAGAAAGAGCAUAAAACCCCUGAGACAGACGGCGGGCGCGCCAUCUCUCCAACGGCGAAAAGCUUGUCAACCGGCGGAAGAAGCUAUGGACAAAAUGAAGAUAGAAGAGGUUCAGAGCACAGCCAAGAAGCAGAGAAUCGCCACCCACACUCACAUAAAAGGCCUCGGCCUUGAGCCAAGUGGAAAGGCAAUUCCUUUGGCGUCUGGCUUUGUGGGUCAGACAGAUGCCAGAGAAGCAUCUGGCCUUGUUGUUGAUAUGAUAAGACAGAAGAAGAUGGCCGGAAAGGCUCUUCUAAUGGCUGGGCCUCCCGGUACCGGGAAGACAGCUUUGGCCCUUGGCAUUUCUCAGGAACUUGGCAGCAAGGUUCCAUUCUGUCCAAUGGUUGGAUCAGAAGUUUACUCAUCAGAAGUGAAGAAAACUGAAGUUCUGAUGGAAAACUUUCGUAGGGCCAUUGGCUUGCGUAUCAAGGAAAAUAAAGAGGUUUAUGAAGGAGAGGUCACUGAACUAUCCCCAGAAGAAACUGAAAGUGUGACUGGUGGUUAUGGAAAAAGCAUUAGCCAUGUCAUAAUUGGUUUGAAAACUGUUAAAGGGACUAAGCAACUGAAGUUGGAUCCCACAAUCUAUGAUGCCUUGAUAAAGGAAAAGGUGGCUGUGGGAGAUGUUAUAUACAUUGAAGCAAAUAGCGGAGCAGUGAAAAGAGUGGGGAGAAGUGAUGCUUUUGCGACAGAGUUUGAUCUUGAAGCUGAAGAGUACGUCCCACUUCCUAAAGGUGAAGUGCACAAAAAGAAGGAGAUAGUUCAGGAUGUUACACUGCAUGAUCUAGAUGCUGCUAAUGCAAGGCCUCAAGGUGGGCAAGAUAUAUUAUCUUUAAUGGGGCAAAUGAUGAAGCCAAGAAAGACCGAAAUAACAGACAAGCUACGCCAGGAAAUAAAUAAGGUUGUUAAUAGGUACAUUGAUGAAGGUGUGGCAGAACUUGUUCCUGGAGUUCUGUUCAUUGAUGAGGUGCACAUGCUGGAUAUGGAGUGCUUCUCGUACAUGAAUCGGGCUUUAGAGAGCUCAUUGUCUCCUAUAGUUAUCUUUGCAACUAAUAGAGGAAUAUGUAAUGUAAGAGGCACUGAUAUGAAUAGUCCACAUGGCAUACCUGUUGACUUGCUGGACCGCUUGGUGAUUAUACGGACACAAAUUUAUGGCCCUGCAGAAAUGAUACAGAUAUUGGCAAUUCGUGCACAGGUCGAGGAAUUGGUAGUUGAUGAAGAAAGUCUAGCAUUCCUCGGAGAGAUCGGUCAGCAGACAUCCUUAAGGCAUUCUGUUCAGCUCUUAUCUCCCGCCAGCAUUGUAGCAAAGAUGAAUGGUAGAGAUAAUAUCUGCACGGCCGAUCUCGAGGAAGUAUGUAGCUUAUAUCUGGACGCCAAGUCCUCAGCGAAGCUACUUCAAGAGCAGCAGGAAAAGUAUAUUUCAUGAGCUGAUGAUACACGUUUGCUUGCUUACUUGCUAAUCUUGGAGGAUUAAGAUUUGUUUUAUUGAAAACAAAGCUAACUCUCCAUGUACAAGUGUAUUGGAUUGAUAUCAGCAUUUUGUUGUAAAGGCAAUCUGGACCCUUGUUGGCACAUCAUUAGUUUCAGACAAUGCAGAAGCAAUCCCUUCUUCUUUUUCAGUUCUGCCACUUCAUUGAUGUGUCUUUCUAUAACUGUGUGAUAAACUCUAAACCCUAGG